UGCUAAAAAUUAAGCAAACUAAUUCAGUAAUGGAGUACAGGGAUCAUUUUAAAAUGGUGGUAGUUCCCCUCAAAAUUGCUGACCCAGAGAUGUUAAAAGGAGUAUUUUUCAAUGGCCUCAAAGAAGAAAUUAGCUCAGAGUUGAAGUGUACCAGACUAGUGGGUUAACUGAUCUUAUGGACAAAGCUCUGCUUGUUGAACGGAAAAAUAUGACAUCAAAAAGGGGACGAAAUAAGGAAACUGACAUAAGAGGAUGGAUAAGUUCGUGAAUGAAUCCAUCCAAGGGUCAAUACAACGCGGAAGGAACUAUAGGGAAAUUUGUCACACCAAAAAUUCCUAUACUAGAGAAAGACAGUUCAGAAGCUCAACGUGAACCUUCUAGGGUGUUCAAUAAACAAUGGAAGGGAGGACCAAGACUUUCCCAAGCUGAACUACAUGAAAGAACUAGAAGAGGACUAUGUUUUAAAUGUGGGGGAAAAUGGAGUAAAGAACACCUAUGCAAAAUGAAAACUACCAGCUAAUCUUGGUGGAAUCAAUAGAAGAAAAUGAAGAAGGUGAACUGCAGGUGUUGGAUACAGGGGAGACUGACCCAGGAGGUGAAACCAACGAGAUGCAGUUAUCUAUUUUAAGUAAGGAAGGAAUGAAUACUUAUAACACUUUCAAAGUCAGGGUCCAGAUAAGGACUACGAGCCAACGCAAAUCAGUCAUAAUCCUCAUUGAUUCAGGUGAUACCCACAACUUCAUUUAUCAGAGUUUGGUUAAAGAUAUGGGGCUGAAUUACAAUGCAAACUCUGGGUUCAAGGUCAAGCUGGGAAAUGGAGAUUAUUUUGUAAAUAACGGAAAAUGUGAACAACUCCCAAUUCGGGUUCAAGGAUUAUGUAUUACUCAAGAUUUCUAUCUUUUGGAACUAGGAGGUACUGAUCUUGUGUUAGGAAUUGAAUGGUUGGCUAGCCUUGGUGAGGUACAGGUAAAUUUCAGUGAUUUAUCCAUCAAAUGGAAGGAGAAAGGGAAAGAUAAGAUGCUCAAGGGAGGUCUGGAGUUAAACAGAACCAAGGCAUCAUGGAAAUCCGUGCUACAGACUUUACAGCAAGAAGGAGAAGGGUACCUCAUUCAUUAUGAGGUAACUGAUUCCAGCAAGCAAGAUCAGGAACUUAGGAGGGAAUGGGAAGAGCUAAUAGGAGAAUUUCCUAAGGUUUUUCAGAAGCAGGUAGGUUUACUUCCUAAAAGAGCAUGUGACCAUGCUAUAAACAUCAAAGAAGGAGCACUGAUUCCAAAUUCCAAGCCAUAUCGAUAUCCUCAUUAUAAAAAAGAUGAGAUAGAAAAAUUGGUGAAUGAUAUGUUGAAUACUGGAAUUCUCAGACCCAGUACGAGCCCAUACAGCAGUCCAGUUAUUAUGGUCAAGAAGAAGGAAGGAGGCUGGAGAAUUUGCGGGGAUUACAGAGCCCUCAACAAAAUUACAAUCCCUGACAAGUUUCCUAUUUCUGUAAUUGAAGAACUGUUAGAUGAAUUGGGAGAAGCUCAUGUGUUUUCGAAGUUCGAUCUGAAAUCUGGUUACCAUCAGAUUCCGAUGAAGGAAAGUGACAUUCCUAAAACAGCCAUUAGAACCCAUGAAGGACAUUACGAGUAUGUGGUUAUGCCUUUUGGGUUAACCAACGCACCUUCUACUUUUCAAACUCUGAUGAACUACAUUUUGAAGCCAUAUUUGAGGAAAUUUGUCCUUGUUUUCUUUGACGAUAUACUGGUAUAUAGCAAAACUGUGGAAGAUCAUCGGGAACAUUUAAGGAAGGUGCUGAAAUUGCUUCAGGACAACCAGUUGGUGGUUAACAAAAAAGUGCUAUUUUGGGCAGAGAGAGCUCGCUUACUUGGGUCAUAUAAUAUCAGCUCAAGGGGUCUCGGCUGAUCCCAGUAAGAUACAAGACAUGCUACAUUGGAAUAUGCCUCAAGAUGUGAAAGGACUCCGAGGAUUUCUGGGGUUAACAGGUUAUUACAGGAGAUUCGUAAAAGGAUAUAGUAAAAUAGCAAAGCCACUCACAGACCUAUUGAAAAAGGGUGGAUUUAAAUGGACACAUGAGGCCACUAGUGCUUUUGACAGAUUGAAGACAGCAUGACUACAUUACCGGUGCUAGCUAACCCUGAUUUCAACAAAAUGUUCAUAAUCGAGAUUGAUGCUUCGGGACAAGGGAUAGGGGUUGUUUUGAUGCAAGAUGACAGACCUAUUGCUUAUAUGAGCAAAGUAUUAUCCAACAGAAACCAAAAUAAGUCAGUUUAUGAACGGGAAUUGCUAGCAAUAGUAAUGGCAUUGAAAAAUGGAGACCUUACCUAUUGGGUAGGAGCUUUGAAAUACACACAGACCAGAAAAGUUUGAAAUUUCUGACAGAGUAACGGUUAAUGGGUGAAGAGCAACAAAAGCGGAUAACAAAGCUGUUGGGAUACAAUUUCAACAUUAAUUAUAAACCGGGUUGGAGAAUAAAGUCGCGGAUGCACUGUCCAGGAAGGCAAGCUAUCAAGCUCUUUCAGUUGUGAGUUUCCAAGAAUGGCAGGGAUUAGAGGAAGAAUUACUGCAGGAUACUAGGUGCAGUCAAUUAAUUAAAAAUUUGGUGUCACAACCCGAAUCCCAACCAGGCUUUAAAUUGAGAAAAAGAUUAAUCUACUACAAAGAUAGGCUCAUGUUACCCAAGAAGUCUGCAAGGAUCACUCAAGUACUGAAAGAAUUUCACGACUCAGCUUGUGGGGGACAUGCAGGCUAUCUCAGAACACUGAAAAGAAUAUCUAGUGUUGUACUGGGAGGGAAUGAGGCAAGAUAUCCAAAAUUAUGUGAAGAGUUGUGAGGUAUAUCAAAGGAACAAGUACCAAGCUCUAAGUCCUGCUGGGUUACUGCAACCUUUGCCUAUACCAAAUCAUAUUUGGACUGAUAUUAGUCUUGAUUUCAUUGUGGGGUUACCCAGUACGAUGGGGAAGGACACCAUACUAGUGGUGGUUGACAUGCUAGCCAAAUAUGCUCAUUUUCUGGCAUUGGGCCAUCCUUAUACCACUAAGAGUGUGGCAGAGAUGUUUAUUCAGGAGGUUGUGAAGCUACAUGGGUUUCCCAGGACCAUCAUAUCAGAUCGUGAUAGUUUAUUCUUAAGUUCAUUUUGGUCUGAACUUUUUAAACUUGCAGGUACCAAACUAAAAUACAGUACCGCCUAUCACCCUCAAACGGAUGGGCAGACUGAAGUGGUUAAUCGUUGCCUUGAAACAUAUCUGAGGUGUAUCACUGGUAGCAGACCUAAGAAGUGGCCCUAGUGGUUACCAUGGGCUGAGUUUUGGUAUAACACAAACUAUCACGCUUCACUGCAGACUUCUCCUUUCAAAGCCUUAUAUGGCCAUGAGCCUCCCGUUUUAAUCUUAGGAGAUGCAACAAGAACAACAGUUGAAGAAGUAACCAAACUCACCGCUGAAAGAAAUGAAAUGAUCAGGGAGUUGAAGCAAAAUCUAGCUAUGGCUCAAAAUAGAAUGAAGCAACAGGCAGAUAAAAACAGAAGGGAUGUUCAGUUGGAAGUUCGAGACAGGGUGUUUCUCAAAAUACAACCAUACAAAAUGAAAAGUCUUGCGAAGAGGCUGAACCAGAAGCUAAGCCCAAGAUUUUAUGGCCCUUUUGAAGUUCUUGACAAAAUAAAUCCAGUGGCUUACAAGUUAAAACUGCCAGAAGAUUGUAAGGUACACUCAGUGUUUCAUGUUUCAUUGUGGAAGAAAAGUGUGGCCCCUAACAUUCCUACUCAACCUCUACCUAGAUGUUUAACUGAGGAUUGGGAACUACAAACACAACCAGAAGAGGUGUUGGCUGCUAGGAAGUCUCUGAAUGGGAGUAAGGAGAUACUAGUUCACUGGAAGGACUUGCCUAGUUUUGAACAUUCUUGGGAAGAGUUGUCUGAGUUUAAAUCAUUGUUUCCCAAUUUUCACCUUAGGGAAAAGGUGAGUUUUGAAGGGGGUAGUGUUAGUAUAUAUGUCCUAGCGACAAUCAUUUUUUUAGAGACAUAUGUACUUGAUCACAUUUAGUUUUUAUAUUUGAUAUAUACACGGUAUUACACUUUAUGAAUGAUUGUUUUCGAUUGUCAAUGUUUUAUUCAUAAUUGUGUUCCCUUGGA
Molecule: messenger RNA, 4123 nt
Organism: Cuscuta europaea
Lineage: Eukaryota; Viridiplantae; Streptophyta; Magnoliopsida; Solanales; Convolvulaceae
Source: the annotation of a GenBank genome assembly